CUAGGCUCCGAGUUGCUGCUGAGUCCCGGAUGGCGGGAGGCGGCGGUUGGAGCGCGAGCCGGUAUUUCUGCACCGCCAGCCGCGGUCUGGAGCCGCUGCUGAGGGAGGAGGUGCUGCUCAAACUGUCCGCCACUCAGGUGGAACAGCUUUUAGGAAAAGUAUUCUUUACAGCUGAUGCAGAUUUGAAAAAGCUGAGGAGCCUGAAAUGUGCAGAGCGGUUAUUUUUACUUGUGAAAAAACUUCCCCCAAUCCAGAUUACAAGACAUAAAGGGAAAGGUAUUCACAUUCUUCAGAAAUAUGUGAUUGGAGAAUCAAGUGACUGGUUGAAUAUUGUUGCCAAAUGGAAAUCUCUUCAGGAUCUUAAUAAAGAAGAAGAAUGCACUUCAGACAUUACUGGAACUGGGCUAAAACGACCAGCGCAGCAAGAGAGUGGUGAAACUAGAAAAAGGUCAAAGUUAGAGCUGGGUGAACCUCCAAUGACAGACUUUUAUGAAAGUCCAACAGGGCAGCAUGAUGCCCAUUCAGUAAUACAAGGAGGCCAGCAGAGUACAUCGCCAAUACAAACACCAUCUUCUGAUGAGCUACUUAAUUCUGAGGGUCAAGGUGCUGCAUCCAGUAUGAAUUUUAGAGUAUCUUGUCGCUGCAGUGGGAAAGUUGCUAAAAUGUUUACCUCACAGGAGCUAGGGAGAGUGAUUGGUGUUGCCCUCAGCAGGCAAUUGGGCUGGAAAGCAGAAUUGAGAAACCCAGUGCUGGAGGUCUAUGUUCAUUUAAGUGACAUUCAUUGUGUGGUUGGGAUUCCUAUUGUAAGGCUUCCUUUAGCCAGCAGGGAUUAUAUUAAAAGUGCAGGACUGAGAUCUACAGUUGCUUGGGCUAUGGCAUAUCUUGCUGACAUCAAGGCUGGUUCACUAGUACUUGAUCCGAUGUGUGGAUUAGGAACCAUUUUGCUGGAAGCUGCCAAAGAAUGGCCUAAUGCAUAUUACCAUGGAGUAGACAAUACUGCCUCACAGUUGCAGAUGGCAUCUGCUAAUGUGUGCUUUGCAAAACUGACCAGCAACAUUGACCUAAUGAGAGCUUCUGUCACAGAAUUGCCUCUACUUACAGAAAGCAUGAAUGUAGUCAUCUGUGACAUUCCAUUUGGAAAAAAAUUUAAGAUUGCACAGGAUAUGAAGACAAUAAUGCCAUACAUCCUCAAAGAGAUGGUGAGGGUGCUUAGCAUUGGUGGGACACUUGUACUACUACUUAGCCAAGAACUCUCACUACAGAUGCAGCAAUGGCAGAAACUACAGAGUCCCCCAAAUAACAAAGGGAAUCUUACUGCCCAGCAAAACACAGACACAUCCCCAAAGGAACCGGGUACAGAUCCAGAAGAAACUAUCGGCGUGCAGCAUGUGUCAGUUGAAAAAGAGCAGUCUGAUUUGGAAACACGGAUUUUUGCCUCUCUGGUACCAAAAGGUAUCUUCCAAGUGAGUCUUGGUGUGACAGAAGCUUCUAUACACAAAUACAAGAAAAUUCAAAUAUCAUGAGUGAAUGCAUUGCUGGUGACUGUGAUUGUGUUCAAUCUGACAUGGACUGUGCAAGAUGCAAAGUGAGAGCACAUUUUUAACAAAAUAAAGUCAUUAAGUUAUUGAUACAGUCAUAGAGAUUUUAUCCUAAUUUUCACUCUGGGUAAAUGAGUUACACUCAUUUGGGCUGUUGGGCAAGCUCUCUGAUAUCAAACCCGGAUCAAUUCACCCCCUCCGGGUUUGUUUAAAUACACCCAUGCCCCACUGUAGCAUUAAUGAUCGAAGCUGCAGGAAAGGAUGCAGCCAAGGAUUAGUGCAAACAGUUUCUAGUCAUUUGGCUAAAUGGAUUAGGAAAGGGUGGGUAGAUGAUCACUGAUAAGGAAGAGAAGGUGAGUAGGCUGGGCCCUAUGUUUCAUUAAGAGCUACCUGCUGUUCCUCCUCGCUGUUAUUGAAACUUCAGAAGAGAAAUCACUUAGCUUUUCAUCUAUCCUUUAUGGAUAUUUCUUUGAUCAGACAUCGGCUUCGUGAAAUCAACUUAAACUGCUGUUGGGAUUUGAUGAAUAUUUUGGAUCUCAUUGAGGCCCUAAUCUGCUGAGGUAAAGAGUUUCACACAAAUGUCCAAAGUGCACAAUUUAAAAUGGUGGAAGGCAUAAGAAAAGUCAGAAAAUGUGAGCAUCAGAAUACCACAGACGUAAGCCCACAGGUUGCAGCAGAGAAAGAUCUAAGCUUCUGUUUAUCAGCCAUGAUAGGGAACCACCAAUUUAUGACUUUGGGAUAAAUACACACUUAACAGUAGACAAUUCAGCUCCUUGAGCCUGCUCUGCUGUUUAAUACAAUCAUGGCUGAUCUCAUCUCGGCCUCAACUCCACUUUCUUGCUUACUUUCUAUAACCCUUCGGCCUAUUACUGAAUUAAAAAUCUAUCUAUCUCCUUAAAUUUAUUCAGCGUCUCAGCAUCCACUGCACUCUGGAGUCAUGAAUUCCACAGAUUCACCAUCUUUUGAAACAAGUAAUUCAUCCUCAUCUCUGUUUUAUCUGCCUCACUUAGCCUAAAACCAUGACCUCUCAUUCUAGAUAGUUGUGUAAAGAUAAAUAUUUGCUCUAUGUUUAUUUGGUCAAUACCCUUUAAAUAUCUCAUAGACACUUUUCCUUUUGGAUUGUGCUCUUCUCCAAAGUAAGCAAUGACAGCGGAUGAAAACCAGCAGUGUUUUAGUUCAAUUUUCUUGUAAAGUAUAAAAUGUUAUGGGAUAACGCAAUAGGAGCAUUAAAAUAGAAUGGAAUAAGAGACAGUUUAAUGAAGUGAUCAAAGCCUUAAUGUAAUUUUGAUAGUUUAUAUAACUAAUACUAGUUGUAUUACAGUGUGUAAAAAUAUAUAACUUGGAGUCUGAAAUUGUCAUGAACUGCUAAGGGGGAAAAUAUGCUGGAGAAUAUUAGUGGAAGCUGUUCUGGAGUUUCAGUAACAUCAAGAAAUGGUGAUAAUCUGAAAGAAUUAUCUAAGAAAACUGAAAAGUAAAAAUGUUAUCAAAUGCUUUGGAUUACAUUUCAGUGAUGUGAAAAUGUGUUGAACCAACAUGUACAAUGCUUUGAUCAUUUAUACUUGUGGUGUAUCAUGUGAUCACUUUUAUAUAAUUUGUACAUUCAGCAAAGCAAAUGUGUACAGCUUAACAUGGUUUAUUUUUGAAUGAUUUUAUUUUUUUUAAUGAGUGAAGACACAGAUUUUACAAAAUAAUUUGUUGUUUGAUCUCUCAUUUGUAAACAAACUGCAUUAUGACUGGCGCACAGCCUCCAACAAUUAAUUACUAGUAACAUCUGUUUAUCCGAGAGCACAAUAAACCACCACUUUAUCAUUCAAAGAAAAAUCACAUUUGUAUUUUUUAGUAUUAUUAAUGAUGUGACCAUACUGUAUUGCAUCAGUCUUUGUGUUAGUAGCAGAGUUGAAACAGCCUACAAAUGAGUAAAUACACUCUUUCAAUGUUUUUGGUAUAGGCAAAUUGAGGAAGCCACACAUCUUUCCUUCAGGAGAUGUUUGAUUUUCAUCAGAUGUUCUUUUCAAUUAUUGAAGUGACUGUGUCAUUGAAUUUGUGUGCAUGGCAUUGAAGGGAAAUGCUGUAUGCCUGAGAUUUGGCUUGUCUACAGAACACUGGUUGAAAGAAAUACUGUAUCUUCAAUCUAUCAAAGCAAACUGUCUAAGGCUUUUUUUCAACUUGACUGUCUCUUGUCUCACUGCGUUGGCUCAUUCAUGGUGACACCUCAAUAAUUGUGCAAUAUUAGGUC
Molecule: messenger RNA, 3774 nt
Organism: Hemiscyllium ocellatum (epaulette shark)
Lineage: Eukaryota; Metazoa; Chordata; Chondrichthyes; Orectolobiformes; Hemiscylliidae
Gene: thumpd2
Product: THUMP domain containing 2
Exons: 10
Coding region: 30-1523 (497 amino acids)
Biological process (GO): tRNA methylation
Molecular function (GO): tRNA (guanine) methyltransferase activity; RNA binding
Source: RefSeq, a predicted model, not a curated record